UUCCAGACCUGGAUGAGAAUGAGCAAAACUCUUUAUUGAUGCUGAUCGGCCCCUGCUUCCAUUGAGCUCAAGGAGGAAAAACUUCUAAGUUCAAAGUAUCAAAGAAAAGAAAAAACCCAAACAGCGUGUCCCCGUGCCACCCAAAAAAGUUCCCCCCCUUUCAGAAAAUCCCUUCUAUAUACCAUGGCACUCUUAGGUGCCGUCAUACCUUCGUGCGUCAUUAUCCACCUGACCUGUCUGGCUCUUCUCCUGACAUUACAGAAUUGCAGAAUCGCCCGUGGCCCCCCUGCUUCAUUUCCCCGAAAAACAAGUCUGCCCUUUCACCGUAAAUUAAGUUUGGCCUGUUUUUGUUCCCGCCGAACUUCUGCAUUAUUAUUAAAAAUAUGCUGCGUUGACAAAACUAUUGUCAAGGCUGUGCCCCCAAGAACAUCUUGUCCUGCUCCCUGUCAUGUAUCACCCGUAUCACCCAGACGAAACGCACGUCUUGAGGACCAAUCUCACCAAUCAAUCACCAAUUCUCCAGCUGCAAUGGAUGCUCAGAGUCAGCAAGAUCGUCCAGAUGGCCGACCUAUGAGGCCUUCUCGCCGUUAUAUGAGAUCUUAUAUGAUACCUUAUGCGAGACCUGUGCCCGCCGAACUUCUGGUCCGCUACCGCCGCUACCAGCUGGACCAUAUAACCCGUGAACUUAUCACGUUCAUGGAACAACUCAGUUCUCCCAACCUCCCCGAGCAUCCCUUCACACCAUCCUACAUUGUGAAAAGGCCUCAGGCCCGCACUUCCUCUACCCAGACCGAUGGCUGUCCUCAUGCUGUUCCUGAGCGUUGCUGCUCUGCGCUGGAACCCCCUGCCUCUCCUUCUUCUCCUUCAACCUCCUCCUCCCCACCUCCUGGAUCUCCCGACUACUCUCCUACGUCUCCUGUGCCUGGGCCUAGCUCUGCCUAUUGAGUUCUAUGACUUCAAUAAACCAACUACACCCCUUA
Molecule: messenger RNA, 980 nt
Organism: Tachysurus fulvidraco (yellow catfish)
Lineage: Eukaryota; Metazoa; Chordata; Actinopteri; Siluriformes; Bagridae
Exons: 2
Coding region: 184-945 (253 amino acids)
Source: RefSeq, a predicted model, not a curated record